Lactuca virosa is the source of this 336-nucleotide messenger RNA. Lineage: Eukaryota; Viridiplantae; Streptophyta; Magnoliopsida; Asterales; Asteraceae. The record is from the annotation of a GenBank genome assembly.
AUGGCUCCCAUUGCGACAUUUCAUACAACAGGUACUAUUAUGGCAGAUAGGUCCAAGUUCUCUUUCAUUGGAUCCAUUCCAGAAGCGAUGUUUCGUGAUGUUCCUCCCUUAAGUAAAGUUGUAGAAGGAUAUCGCACCCUUACUCCUUCAGGGCCUCGUCCUUUGACUGAUGAAUUCCAAGCCAUUUUGGAUGAGGCUGAUAAACCCAUGAAAGGGGGCAAAGGGUCCAAGAGAACUACCAAGAAAGACUCUACGAAAGAAAGAACUUCUGAGGCUCCGAAACCUCCAUCUCAGAAGCGAAAAGCUCCCACUACCUCUACUGCUGCACCAAAGUGA